Molecule: messenger RNA, 4166 nt
Organism: Dictyostelium purpureum
Lineage: Eukaryota; Evosea; Eumycetozoa; Dictyosteliales; Dictyosteliaceae
Exons: 6
Coding region: 1-4098 (1365 amino acids)
Biological process (GO): cell motility; actin filament organization
Cellular component (GO): plasma membrane
Source: RefSeq, a predicted model, not a curated record
AUGAAAGUUCAUAUUAGAAAUCCAAAUGGUGGUGAAUCAUUAUAUGAUUUUAAAGGUGAUAUUUUAUUUUCAUUACAUUUAAAGAAUUUAUUUGAAAAUUUAAUAGUAUUUAAUAAUGGAUUAAAGAGAAUUCUUGCAACUAUACCCCAAUCAAAAGAUGAAUUAUAUACCCAUUAUUCAAUUCAAGAGGCAACAUCAGGACAAUGGCUAGAAUCAAGUGAUAACCCAUUGAUAAAUAGUGACAGCACAUUUAGUUUAUUGCUUUUAAGUUCAGAUGUCAUCAAAAGAAUUAUCAAUAUUGUAUUUUUAGCACCAUCAACACAUUCACUUCAAUUAUUAGUAUUUUUAGUAUCAACUUCAUUAACCAGCGAUGAUUCAUCCUCAUCUUUAUCAUUACCAAUUUCUAAUUUUUCAAAUAACAACAACAAUAACAAUAAUACAACAAAUCAAAUACCAUCGGUUGGCAAAGAAAAUGGCUCCUCUUCCUCUUCAUCAACAAACAGUAACAUUGGUGGUGCAACAGCAAAUACAGGAUCUCAAUCAUCAUCACCACAAUCAUUACCAAAUAAAGUUCCAACACCAUCAUCAAAUUAUAAACCAUAUUCAAUUGGCUCAAAUAACUGUAAUAAUAAUACCACAAAUAAUAAUACUAGUAAUAAUAAUAAUAAUAAUGUUGAUUCACCAUCACUUUUCACAUUAAUAGAUCAUGCAAUUAAAUCUCUUUCGAAUGAAUAUUCAAAUAAUUUUUAUUUAUAUAUUUUAAACUAUCCAUAUGAAAAGGCCGAUAUUAAACUCGAUGUAGUUCGUCUCAUUUUGACAACUAUCAACAAUAUGUAUAGAUUAUCACCAAAUCCAGUAAAUUAUUUAAAUAGAUUACAUUCAGAAUCUGUAUUUAAAUUUAUUUUAGAAUUUUCAAAAUCAACUCCAAGAAUUUGUCAAAAUACACAAUAUAUAGUUUUAAGAAAUAAUUUAAUGAAAGAAUUACAUGUACAAAGACUUCAUCCAAUUAAUAUUGACAAAGUUUUAUCACACCAAAUUUUAUUAUCCGAUCUUUGGUCAUCUGCAUUAUCGACUUUGCCAUUUGGUAUUAGUUCUGAAAACUGGUUGUUAUUAGGUUUUAGAAGUGCAAAUCCAAUAGAAGAUUUUAAAAAUACUGGUGUUAUAGCUCUAAGAAAUCUUUCAUAUUUUUCAAAGCAACAUACACAACCAUUCCAAAGUUUAUUAUUAACCCAAACUAAAAGAGAAGAAUCUUUAUUUAAUGCCGAUACAAUGUUAACAAAUUCCGAUAAUAGUAACAAUAACAAUGAUAAUAACAAUGAUAAUAACAAAAAUAACACUGAGGCCGAUAAUGAUGAAGAAAUUGAAUUAAAAGAAAGACCAAUUAUAACAAAACCAAGAUCAAAUAGUAGAUCAUAUCCAUUAGCAACCGUUGCAAUUUCAUUGUCUUUUACACUUUCAAAUAUAUUUAGAAUUGGUAGAGAAAACAUCGAGGGUAAUCUUUGGGAUAUUGCAUUUUCUGGUAGUAACUGGUUUGAUGAAAUUUUUGUAACCACUUUUAAUCUUUUCGAAUCUCUUUGGCAUUCUGAAGCUCACUCAUACUCCGAUUUCCCACAAGUUAUUUCCCACACUAGAAUGAUUGUUGAAAAAGUUUGUUCAAAAAAACCAAACGACGUACAAGACUUUAAAGAUAAACUUCAAACUAUUUUAGAAAAGAAAGAACCAAUCAAUAUGGAAAUUUCAUUAGAAACCUUAGCAAGAUACCAUCAACUUCAAGCAAGUCACAUCAAUAAAAGACAUAUUCAUAAAAUAUUUGGUGAAAGAGUUAAUAUUGAACAUUUACCAAAUGAAAAUAAUAAAGAAAAUCAAAAUCAAAAUCAAAAUAAUAAUGCUUGCGAUAAUAUCGAAGGUGAUUCAAGUUUAACAACUAUCACUGAAACAACAAAUAUUAAUAAUAGUAUUGAUGCAAACGAUAAAGUUCAAAAAGAAAUUGAUCAUCAACAACAACAUCCUGAUGAAUGCGAUUCAAAUGAUAGCUUUUUAUUAUCAACAAACACAAAAGAAUUUAAUGGAAAAAAUUUAAUCAAAUUCUUUGGUGAAAAGAUUAUCGACAACUCUAAAGAACAGUAUGCUCCCCAACCAUCGAACGUAAAAUCAUAUAAACUCAAAAACUUUUUUGGUGAACAACCAGCUGUAAUUUUAAAUGAAAGUUUAUCAACUAAUGACGGUUGCAGUAAUACUAAUGUAACAAAUGGUAAUAUUAAUAAUUAUAGUAAUGAAAACGAUAAUUUCUUAAAUGACCAAAAUAAUAGUAAUAAUAAUGAAGAAAGAGAUGAAGAAGAAGAAGAAGAAGAAGAAGAAAAUAAGGGUAAUCAAAGACAAUUUGGUAGUAGCCCAAGAAGUGAAAGAAACCAUAGACUUCAUGUAUUCUUUGGGGAAUGGUUUGAUACCGAGCAGGUCGAAUAUAAUGAAAAAAUUAGAGCUUCAACUACUCCAGAAACUUCAUCACCACCAUUUAACUCCCAACCAGAGAAUGCUCGUCUUCAUAAGUUAAACAAGUUUUUCGGUGAACGUGUUAAAAUUCCAAUUAGUAAGCAACGUGUUAUUGGUGAAGGUGGUGGUGGCGGUAUUUUCCCAAUUGACGAUAUAUCUUCAGAUAGCGAUUUCGAUUUAACUCAUGGUGCUGGAAGUAGUAAUAAUUUCGAUAACCUCUUAUCUAGAUCACCAGAAGAAACAAGAUCCGAUUUUAAAGCUCAAAAAGUUUUAGGUGAACGUUUAGAUAUUAAGAAGGAAAAAGAAUCAAUUAAUUUUGCACCACAACCAUCUCACAUUAGAGAAUACAAAUUACAUAAAUUAUUUGGUGAAAUGGUUCCUGCUGGUAAACCAAAAUCUCCACACCAACACUCUGCCAAUGGAGGUCGUGGUGGACCUUGGAAAAAGGGCAAUGUUUCAAAACUCGAUAUCCAACCAUUUACUCUCUUGUCUCCAGGUAAAGGUGGCUCUAUUGGCAAUAGUACCUGUCCAACCCCAAUCAACUCUCCAACCUCAGAUAGCAACCAACUAAUGAUGGGCGAAGCUUUGUUCAUGGCCACAGAAAGCUGCAAAAAUAAAGAUACUAUAAUGGAAGAAGAUUGCGCAGGUAUUUUAAUUCCAUCUCUAUCACCAAGACCAUUUUCAGACAAUAGCGAUUUAAAUAUUGCUGAAGACAAUUAUGACGACGAUGAAUUAAAUAGUGACACUAAAAGUGAACCAAUCAUUUCAAAGAGAACUAUCGAUGAUGAUACAAUUAAUUUAAUUGUUAUUAACAAUAAUGACCAAGAGGAAUCAUUUAAUAAUAGCAAUACAACAACCACUACUACCACAACUACAACCACUACUACCAACACAACAACUAAUACUAUACCAAAUAGUGUUAGUACAUACAGUUUAAAUUCUGAAGAGGGCGAAGAAGAACUCAAAUUAAAAGAAGAAUAUAAAAUUAAACACAAGAAUCACAGAUUACAUGUAUUUUUUGGUGAAAGAUUUGACGUUGAAAAUACUCAUUUUUACUCUCGUGUAUCAGCACCAGGUUCAUAUGAUCCAAACCAAAACUCACCACUUCAUCAAAUGGUAUCCCCACAACCAGAUACCGUUAGAUCUUACAAAUUAAAGAAAUUCUUUGGUAAAAAUCCAGACGAUGAUCCAGUGUUAUCAUCAUCUUAUGAUGGUGGUAUUAAUAUACCAAAAGGUAAUACUAGCGGCAAUGCCCAAAUAUUUGAAAAUCGUUCAAAUGGUGGAUCACCAAUUAGCGGAUCACCAUCAUCAUCAUUUAGAAAGCAUCAAUUCCAAUUUAUUAGUGCCGAAGAUCCAGAAGGUGAUGUAUCAAAAACAAAUGAAAUCAGAAAAUUACGUAGAGACUUCAAAACUCAGAGAAUUUUAGGUGAAAGAUUAAAUAUUAAAAAAGAAUCAACUGUUGUAGCUUUCCAAGAUCAACCAUCAACUAUUAAAGUCGAUAAAUUAAUUAGUUUAUUUGGUGAAAAAGUAGGUUUCUCUUUAAAGAGAAAAGAAACCCAACCAACUCUUCAGUAUCAAUUAUCUUCUUCAAGUUUAAAAUACUCUUGAACCAGUUUCAAAAAAAAAAAAAAACUAAUAACAAAACUAUAGUUUAAAAUCAAAAAAACCUUAAUUCC